Messenger RNA from Nerophis ophidion (straightnose pipefish), 4978 nucleotides. RefSeq names its product multidrug resistance-associated protein 1-like. The record is from RefSeq and is a predicted model, not a curated record. Gene Ontology annotation, biological process: transmembrane transport. Gene Ontology annotation, molecular function: ATP binding; ATP hydrolysis activity; ABC-type transporter activity. Bases 231 to 4754 code for a protein of 1507 amino acids. NCBI's taxonomy places the organism in Eukaryota, Metazoa, Chordata, Actinopteri, Syngnathiformes, Syngnathidae. The transcript is spliced from 31 exons. Gene Ontology annotation, cellular component: membrane.
CGUUCACAUGUAAGAAGUUACCAGGCUAACUUUCUCUUGAACUUUCAGCACCAGAUGGGGUCAGUAAUGAAGACUCAUCCAACUCACUGUGUGUGUGUGUUCAUGUAUGUGCGUGUGUGAGCGCGUUAUUUGCCAGGUUGGUGCUAAAGACUUCAACUUGGCAUCCAAGCAGAGCAGCAGUCUUUAAAAAGACGAGUGAAAGAGAAGCCCAAACCAGCCCAAGAAGACAAAUGGAGGAUUUGUGUCGCCUGAGCGGUUUGGAUCCUUUAUGGGACUGGAACUUGACGUGGUACACGGCCAAGCCGGACCUGACUCAGUGUUUCCAACACACCGUGCUGGUUUGGUUCCCUUGUUCUUUCCUGUUGACCUGUUGCCCCUUCUACCUGCUCUACUUGCACCUGCGCCCCCCAAAAGCGUCCAUCCCCCUGUCCGUACUGUGCUGCACCAAGACGCUGGUAAGUCUCAGCCUGGCAUCGUUUAGCCUCUUGGAGGUAUUUUACCUUCUGGUAUGGAAGAACACGGAGCUCUACAGUCACAUGGUCUUCCUGCUCAGCCCGCUGGUCCGAUGUUUUUCACUGGUUCUGUCUGUCAUAAUAAUCCACGUUGAGAGGAUGAAAGGCAGUCGUUCAUCCGUCCUCCUCUUCCUCUUCUGGACUCUUCUGGUUCUUUGCUCCGUUGUUCCUCUGAAGGCUGCGGUGGAACAGAUCAUUGAUCAGGGCUUUUUAUCGGAUGCUGUUCGCUUUGUGGCCUUCUUUAUCUGUUUUUUCCUCCAAGUCCUUCAAAUGCUUCUCAGCGGCUUUUCAGACCGCCGACCGCUGCGCAGUCAGCAUGUCGAGAGCGAAUGUCCAGAAGAAGAUGCCUCCUUUCUUUCCAAGUUUUUAUUCUUUUGGUUCAGCAGUUUGGUGGUGCAGGGCUACCGCUGCCCCCUGCAGGCAUCAGACCUGUGGACCCUGCGGGAUGAGGACUCGUCCAAGCGGAUCAUGUGUGAGAUGGAAGCGGCCUGGGCGCGGGAGUGUGAGCGCAGGAAGGAGUCUGUCUCCUCCGGGUCGUUUCGCUUCGACUCGGAUGAAAAAAGCCCUUUGAUCAGAAAGCCCCGAAAACGACUGAGCUACCUUCACUUCCUGCUGUGCACUCUUGGGAGGACCUUUGGGCCGUACUUCCUGUGUGGGACCUUGUUCCUGCUCCUGCAUGACACCGUCGUGUUCGCAGUACCGCAAGUGCUCAGCCUCCUGCUGGGGUUCAUGCGGGAUGAAGACGCCGCCAUGUGGAAGGGUUUUCUGUUUGCCUGUCUGCUCUUCAUCCUGUCUUGCCUGCAGUCCCUCCUGCACCAUCAGUACAUGUAUCGCUGCUUCACCGUCGGAAUGAGGCUAAAAACCGCCAUCAUGGGUCUCGUCUACAGGAAGAGUCUGCUGAUGAGCAGCGGCGCUCGCCGCCAGUGCACGGUGGGAGAAAUCAUCAACCUGAUUUCAGUGGACACGCAGAAGAUGAUGGACUUGGUCGUUUACGUCAACAACGUGUGGGUGGCGCCCAUUGAGAUUGCGCUGUCCUUCUACUUCCUGUACCAACUCCUCGGGCCGUCUGCCCUGGCCGGCGUCAGCGCCAUCGUCCUGAUCUUCCCUCUGAACGGACUCAUCGCCAAGUGGAGGAGCAAGCUGCAGGAGGUGCAGAUGGACUUCAUGGACGGUCGCAUCAAGCUGAUGAAUGAGAUUCUGAGCGGCGUGAAGAUCCUCAAAUUCUACGCCUGGGAGGACGCCUUCUUGCGUCGCAUCGGCGCCCUGAGGGAGGGCGAGCUGCACACCCUGAAGAAGUCUCAGGUCCUCUACUCGCUCUCUCUGGCCUCCUUCAACUCUUCCUCCUUCCUGAUCGCCUUCUCCAUGUUUGCAGUUUACGUGCUGAGCGACGAGCGCCACGUUCUGGACGCGCAGAAAAUAUUUGUGUCUGUCGCUCUCAUCAACAUCCUGAAAACGCCUUUGAGUCAGCUUCCUUUCGCCAUGAGCACCACCAUGCAGGCCUUUGUGUCACUCAGACGUUUGGGGAACUUCCUGUGCCAGGAUGAACUGAAGUGGGACAACGUGGAGAAGCUUCCCCUAACCCAAAACGGCGAUGGCGUGCUUAUCGAAGAAGGACACUUUGCUUGGUCCAACAACGGGCCGCUGUGCUUGCAGAGAGUCAACCUGAAGGUGAAGAGCGGCACUCUGGUGGCCGUGGUCGGCCAUGUCGGUUCGGGCAAAUCCUCGCUCUUGUCGGCCAUCUUGGGGGAGAUGGUGAAGAGGCGGGGCUCCGUCCUAGUCAGGGGUUCCAUGGGCUAUGUACCUCAACAGGCCUGGAUCCAGAAUGCCACGCUGAAGGACAACAUUUUGUUUGGCCUGGAGAGGAAAGAGAGUUGGUACCACCGUGUGGUUGAGGCCUGUGCUCUGUUGCCGGAUCUGGAAGUGCUACCAGCUGGGGAUGCGGCGGAAAUCGGUGAAAAGGGACUCAACCUGUCUGGAGGUCAGAAGCAGAGGGUAAGCUUGGCUCGAGCUGUGUACAGGAAUUCGGACGUUUACCUGCUGGAUGACCCACUGUCCGCCGUCGACACUCAUGUGGGGCAGCAUAUCUUCGACCGAGUCCUCGGACCCAAAGGACUUCUGAAGAACAAGACGCGAGUGCUUGUCACUCACAGCCUCAGUCUGCUGCCGAAGGUGGAUUUGGUCGUGGUGAUGGAAGACGGUCACAUCUCUGAGAUGGGUUCGUACGCUGAGCUCUUGGACCAGAAACGAGCGUUCGCCAAAUUGAUCCACAACUUCAGUGGAAACAAGCCCAAAGAAAGCUCUGCCUACAAGGAGAAAAGUAGUUUUGCUGUAGAAAAUGUCAGCAGGAAGUCGCUGUCACGUCUGAGUAUCACCGACUUCUCUAUCGACCUUUCCCAGGAGCAGUUGAUCAGCUGUGACAUGGGUGGUGCCAGUGUUCAGGUGGUGGGGACGCUCCAAGACUUGCCGUCUGACGACUCUGGGAAACUCACUCAGGCUGACACAGCUAAAGUUGGGAGGGUAAAGCUGCAAGUAUACCAGGAAUACUUCAGAACCGUCGGCCUGACCUUCAUCAUGACCAUCCUCUUCCUGUGCGCCUUCCACCAGUCCGCCUCGUUAGCGUACAGCUACUGGCUCAGCCUGUGGGCCGACGACCUUCCCAUAAACGGCACCCAGGCCGACCACGUGCUCAGACUGAGCGUGUUCGGAGCCCUCGGCCUGACUCAAGGUCUGGCCAUGUUUGGGACGACCCUGGCCAUCGCCCUGGGUGGGAUCGUGGCGUCACGCCACCUUCACGCCGACCUGCUCCACAACGUUCUGCGCUCGCCAAUGUCUUUUUUCGAGGUGACGCCCAGCGGGAACCUCCUCAACCGCUUCUCCAAGGAGAUCGACGCCAUCGACUGCAUGAUCCCCGAAGGCCUCAAGAUGAUGCUGGGCUACUUGUUCAAGCUGCUGGAAGUCUGCAUCAUCGUCUUGGCGGCCACACCUUUCAGCGGGCUGGUGCUGCUCCCGCUCACCCUCCUCUACAUCUUCAUACAGAGCUUCUACGUGGCGGCGUCGUGUCAGCUUCGGCGACUGGAGGCGGUCAGUCGCUCGCCCAUUUACAGCCACUUCAACGAGACUGUCCAGGGCGUCUGUGUGAUUCGAGCGUUCGGCGAACAGCAACGCUUUGUGCAGCUGGCCGACCAUCGCAUCGAUAAGAACCAAGAGGCCUAUUUUCCCAGAUUUGUGGCCACCAGAUGGUUGGCGGUGAACCUGGAGUUCCUGGGGAAUCUUCUGGUUCUGGCCGCUGCCGUCUUUUCGGUGCAAAAUCGACAUGUGCUCAGUCCAGGCGUGGUGGGUUUGGCCGUGUCACAUUCUCUCCAGGUGACAGGGAUUCUGAGCUGGAUUGUUCGAUCCUGGACCGACGUGGAGAACAACAUCGUGUCAGUGGAGAGAGUGAAGGAAUACGCCAACACGCCCAAAGAGGCACCUUGGAUAAAGAAGAACAAUUAUCUCCAAGCAGACUGGCCGAACCAAGGAACCAUCCAGUUUGAGGACUACGGACUGCAGUAUCGUAAAGGUCUUGACUGGGCCUUAAAGGGAAUCUCCAUCAGCAUCCAAGACAAAGAGAAGGUGGGGAUCGUUGGAAGAACGGGAGCGGGGAAGUCGUCCCUCGCUCUGGGAAUUUUUCGUAUUCUGGAGGCGACCAGCGGACGUGUUUUCAUCGAUGAAGUGGAUAUUUCCCAGAUUGGCCUUCAUGAGCUCCGCUCCAGGAUCACAAUCAUCCCUCAGGAUCCGGUGCUGUUCUCAGGAUCCCUCAGGAUGAACCUGGACCCGUUUGACGUGUGCUCGGACGAGGAACUGUGGAGGGCUCUGGAGCUGGCUCACCUCAGCAGCUUUGUGUCCCGGCUGCCCGACCAACUGAAGCACCAGUGCUGCGAAGGAGGAGAGAAUCUCAGUCUUGGUCAGCGCCAGCUGUUGUGCUUAGCCAGAGCUCUGCUGAGAAAAACUAAAAUCCUGGUUCUGGAUGAAGCCACCGCAGCUGUGGACUUGGAGAUGGACCAACUGAUCCAGUUCACCAUCCGGACUCAGUUCAGUGACUGCACCGUCCUCACCAUUGCUCACCGCCUCAACACCAUCAUGGAUUAUACCAGGAUCAUGGUGAUGGACCAGGGCUCCAUCGUGGAGAUGGACUCUCCCUCACAGCUCCUCCAGCAGCGAGGACUCUUCUAUGGGAUGUGUCGUCAGGCUGGACUGCUCUGACACACCAGCAGGCGUCCUGUAUCAUCUCAUAAAGAUUUUGUCUUGACCCGAGAUCUACAAAGUGGAGAGGAAGCAGGACCGGCCCAAACUCCAGUGACCUUUUCUUUGAACUUUUUUGUAACUAAAAGGCAGUGGCUGUUUAUGACCCCCCUCCCUUAGAAACAGCUGUUGCCAUGUAAUCAGGGAAAGUCCAAAUAAAAUACAACCACUGCCUCUCUCCUCAU